Messenger RNA from Paramecium primaurelia, 1118 nucleotides. NCBI's taxonomy places the organism in Eukaryota, Ciliophora, Oligohymenophorea, Peniculida, Parameciidae. The record is from the annotation of a GenBank genome assembly.
AUGUAAAUUAAGAGAAGUUCAAUUGAAUAAGGAGGUUUGGAUUAAUUAUUAGAAGGCAAUAUGUCUCCAAUUGCUAGUUAAUUAGAUUUAGAUUAAGAUACACAAUCAUUUAUGAGUAAAGAUGAUCAAAAAAAUAACUUCAAACCUUUUUAAAAUGAAAGAAACUCUAUUGGUAAAUUAAUUCAAAGAGCAAAAAGUAAUGACACUACUUCCAAAUUUCAUUUUCUAAAAAGCUAAUAAGUUGUUUUGCAUGCUAAAGGCAAAGAGACUAUUACACAAGCUAAUCAUGCUUUCAAAUGGAGUACCACUCACUUAUUAGGACUUAAAAAAAGAGAUAUAACUCCAAUUGAUUAAGCAGUCUCUCUUAGAUAGAGAUUAAGAAAUUUUAAAAUCAAUCUAUAAGCUGAUUAAGGUUUCAUUAAACAAUUUAGAGAAUACAAAAAGUAGUAUGUUCCAAAGACAUAAUUAAGCAGAGCCUUCUUAACACCUAGAAGAGAACAUUUCUAUAGAGAUGUAUGAGUAUUUAAAUCAAUUUAGACUGCUACUCCAGGACCUGGAGUCUAUUCAGAUUAAUUAUUAAUUACUGAACCUGGUUAAUCAAUUGAGUUUAAUAAAAGUCCAUAAAUGACAAAAUCACCAUCUCCAAUAUGUUAGAGAGACUUUUAUGAUUUCCAAUUUUAGAAAAGGAAUGAUAAUACACCUGAUUUCUAGAGAACCAUUAGUAGAGAUAAAGCAUAUCAAAGAAGUAUUUUUGCUUAGAUUGAAAUUCAGAAAAAGGAGAACAUGGUAUUUGAAAUAGGUUUAUAGUGAAGAAACUUCAAAAAGAGGAACCUUAUGAUGAAUAAAAAAUUGACAGAGAGAUUGAGUACUUAUUAUAUCAAUAAUAAAAAUAUGGAAAAUUAAGUAUAAUAAUUAUAUUAAUAGAUUAGAUUAUUAGAGAAUAAUUGAUAGCAAUAAUGAGAUUAAGAAGUUAGUAUAGCCUGAUGCUCUUGAUAAUAAUUGGAGUAAAAUGCUGUAAAUCUAUAUAUUAUUUAAUAUAUAGAGAGCGUUAUGGAUUUAAGAAAUUAAAGGGAGGUAAAAUCAAAAAAUAAAGAGUAUAAACAGCAGCAAAUGGGUGA